AUGGCAGAAUUUUUGUUAUCCAAAUUAGCAGAGUCCGUUGUAUCCCAAACCGUCCAAAGAAUCACUGACCUUCUCAUCCAUGAAGCGGCCUCAUUGAGGAGUGUGAAGGAGGACGUGUUGCUAUUGAAAGAUGAUUUGAGAUCUCUUUGGGCUUUUUUGAAAGAUGCGGAUUCCAAGCAAGAACAUGACCAACGCCUCCGAGAUUUGGUAUUGCAAGUCAAAGAUGUUGCUUUUGAUGCUGACGAUGUUAUCGAAAUCUUCAUCCUCAAAGUUACCUCCUCUUAUGUCAAAGCUUUUCAUAAUAAAAAUGUCCGAAUCCAACUCAGCUUUGUCCGGAAAAGGACCAGAGGCAUCUUUAGAAGAAUGCAAAAUUAUGGGAUCGAAUCUGUUGCUGCAGAGGGAACGAGCUCGACGGCUGAGCUGCAGCGGAGCUUGAGAAGGUCAUCUCCAAAUGAUGAUGAGGAUCAUGAUGUUAUUAGCUUGGAACGUAGCACCAGGGCUUUAACAGCUGAGUUGACUAAGGAGGAAGAUCGGCUCUGUAUUGUUUCAAUAGUGGGAAUGGGUGGAUUGGGCAAGACCACUCUUGCCAAGAAAGUGUUCAAUAGCGUUAAACAACAUUUUGAUUGUUCUGCUUGGGUUUUUAUAUCUCAAAGGUAUGUCCCAAAAGAUAUUUUGAUUGAAAUCUUUAAGCAAGUAGAUUCUUCAUUUGAAAAUACUAUGAAAUUUGGCAAUAACAAAUAUCAAAAGCAACGUUAUUUACAAGAAAUGCAAGAGCAUGAGUUGAUCGGUUUGGUUAAGGCAGAGCUCAAACAAAAGCUGUAUCUUGUGGUUCUUGAUGACAUAUGGAGGAUUGAGGCCUGGGAUUCUGUAAAGCGCGCUUUCCCAAAAGGAAAGAAGGGAAGCAAGCUUCUGUUUACCACGCGCAACAGAGAAGUAGCAACAUUUGCUGAUCCAUUGAGCUCCCAAAUUGAACCUCCAUUUUUGACAUUGGAAGAAAGUUGGGAGCUUCUACAACGAAAAGCAUUUACAAGAGAUAUUGUCGGGGACGGCAGUUGUCCACUGGAAUUUAUCGAUUUGGGGAAGGAGAUGGCACAAAAAUGUGGAGGACUACCUCUUGCUGUCGUUGUUCUUGGAGGCUUGUUGAGUACAAAAAAUUCGUUGGAUGAAUGGAAGAAGGUGAUGAGAGACGUGAAUUCAUACUUGUCCAAACAAGAAUCUCGGCAACAAUACGACGGAGUGCAUGAGAUAUUAGCCUUGAGCUACCAUGAUCUGCCUUACUACUUGAAGCCCUGUUUUCUCUAUUUGGGCAACUAUCCAGAGGACUAUGGAAUACCCAAAAGAAAGUUGGUUCGGUUAUGGAUUGGAGAAGGAUUUAUAAUGACACAGACAGAAGGAAUGACUGCAAAACAGACAUUUGAAGAAGUCGCUGAAGGAUACUUGGAAGAGUUGAUCAAUAGGUGCAUGGUUCAGGUGGACAAAAGGGACCAUACAGGAAUAGGUGUCAAAACAUGUCGCAUGCAUGAUCUUAUGAGAGACAUGUGUACGUUGAAGGCCAGAAAUGAAAUCUUCGCUCAAAUUAUCCAGCAACAUGAGAGCAACAUGUCGAUUAAUGUUUCUGCAACUUCAUUUCAGCACUCGGGCAAUAGUCAUUCCCGAAGACUUGUUAUUCAUCCUGGCUGUGAUCUGUAUUGGGAUACACAUCCGACAUGCACCUAUUUUGGUAUGCAUGUUGCCAAUGCAUCUUGGGUGAACCAGGUACAUCCCAAUCUCCGUUCUCUUUUGUGUUUUGGUGGCGCUCUUUCUUUGUCAGCUUUAAGAUUAAGCAACUUUAGAAUGUUAAGAGUGUUGGAGCUUCGUGUUGUUGAUGGAUCUAAAAUUCCUGGAGCUAUUGUACCUUAUAAUAUGUCGAAGGAAGAUUGGAAUGAUGUUCGAAUAGAUGAGCUAAAAGACAUUGAGACUCUAAAGGACAUACCAUCUUCUGUCUUAUUUAGAUAUGAUGCAUUGAACAAAUUGAUUAAUAUUCGAAACAUAGGGAUAGAUUUUGAAGGUAGUAGUAAUGAUGAUGUUAGAAAGGUGUUGGCUUCCCCAAUUAUUCAAUCAGGCCGCCUACAAUCCUUGAAUAUGUACAUCUCCAGUGGCGAUGGAUUUCCAAGUCUGGAAUCAGUUUCCUCUUGUCAUGGCCUCUCUAAAUUAAAUUUGAAAGGGAAGUUAUUAGAAGGAAUGCACUCUAAUAACAAUCAUACUCUGCAAUUUCUUCCAGCAAGCCUUACCAAAUUGAUUCUAUGGAGGUCUAACAUGGAGCAGGACCCAAUGCCAGUGUUGGAGAAGCUACCAAACUUAAGGUUUCUCAGAGUUGGAAGUGAUGCAUACCGUGGUUCUACAAUGGUUUGUUCUACUGAUGGAUUUCCAAUGCUAGAGACUCUUGUACUCUUUGACUUGGUGUUUUUAAAAAAGUGGACAAUAGAGAAAGGUUCAAUGCCUAGUCUCAAGAAAUUAACAAUUGAUGAAGUUUCCAAUUUAGAGAUGAUUCCAGAAGGGUUACAAUUUGUCACUUCCCUCAAAGAACUGAAUAUUGUUGGAAUGGAUAACUCGUUCUGCGAUAAGCUCCAAGUCAAAAAUGGAAUUGAAGGGGAGGAUUACUACAAAGUGCGACACAUACCAUCUAUCUCUAUCCAAAUUUAA
This is a messenger RNA of Ziziphus jujuba (common jujube), 2682 nucleotides long. RefSeq names its product putative disease resistance protein At1g50180. Gene Ontology annotation, molecular function: ADP binding. The coding region runs from base 1 to 2682 and encodes 893 amino acids. The transcript is spliced from 2 exons. The record is from RefSeq and is a predicted model, not a curated record. Gene Ontology annotation, biological process: defense response to other organism. NCBI's taxonomy places the organism in Eukaryota, Viridiplantae, Streptophyta, Magnoliopsida, Rosales, Rhamnaceae.